AUGCCAAAGACGCCACAGUCCCAGCCGCCCUCCCCAGUCAAGCAGCCAGCCAAUGCCCCUGCCCCUGACAAAUUAGACAAGAUGUCUGAAAUCACUCUCAGAAAGAAGAAGAACGCUGACGCUCAGGCUGCUUUCCGUGCACGCCGUGCUAACUAUAUUGCCACCCUCGAAGAGACAGUAACCAGCUUAGAGGCAGUUGUAGUCCAGCUUCAGGACUCGUGUCGCGAGGCUCGCGCCAAAGCCUCAGAAUUGCGUCAGGAAAACCACUACAGUGUCUACUCAACUGCGCAUUUCAUGAUGCGAACACCUGUUACGCUGACCGUGACAUUGGGCGCUUAUCAUGCCUCCGAUGCAUGGGACCUAGAAUCGGACGAUACUAGCGGGUACCUUGCAUAG
This is a messenger RNA of Fomitiporia mediterranea MF3/22, 396 nucleotides long. RefSeq lists its product as uncharacterized. Bases 1 to 396 code for a protein of 131 amino acids. Gene Ontology annotation, molecular function: DNA-binding transcription factor activity. The transcript has 3 exons. The record is from RefSeq and is a predicted model, not a curated record. Gene Ontology annotation, biological process: regulation of DNA-templated transcription. Lineage: Eukaryota; Fungi; Basidiomycota; Agaricomycetes; Hymenochaetales; Hymenochaetaceae.